ACUCUCAUUGGCUGCGGAACGUCUGUCCGCGGGAGCGGGCCUUUUGCAGGAGACCGGAAGUGGAGGAACUGAGAGGUGACCAGAAAUGGAGAGAAAAGUAAGCAGAAUCUGUCUUGCUUCUGAACCUGAUGUAAUUCAUUUUCUACAAGUGGCUUGGGAGAAAACAUUAGGAUCUGGUUUUGUUAUUACACUUACUGAUGGUCAGUCAGCAUGGACCGGGACAGUUUCUGAGUCAGAGAUUUCCCAAGAAGCCGAUGACAUGGCAUUGGAAAAAGAGAAAUAUGUUGAUGAACUGAGAAAAGCAUUGGUAUUAGGAGGAGGACCAGCUGAUGCAUACAAAUUUGAUUUUUCUAGAGAGUCUUGUCAUUUCUCCUUUGAGAAAAACCUGAAAGAUGUUUCAUUCAGACUUGGUUCCUUCAACCUGGAGAAAGUUGCAAGUCCAGCUGAGGUCAUUAGAAAACUUAUUUGUGAUUGCCUGGAUACUAUCACAGAAAACCAAGCCAAAAAUGAGCACCUGCAGAAGGAAAAUGAAAGGCUUCUGAGAGAUUGGAAUGAUGUUCAAGGACGAUUUGAAAAAUGUGUGAGUGCUAAGGAAGCUGUGGAGACUGAUCUUUAUAAACGGUUUAUUCUGGUGCUGAAUGAGAAGAAAGCGAAGAUUAGAAGCUUACAUAAAUUGUUAAAUGAAGUUCAAGAGCUAGAAAAGAACGUUGAGCCUGAAAGGGAAACCACAACAUGUUCUGAAAUGACUGCUGACAGAGAUGCAGUCUAUGAUGAAAGCACUGAUGAGGAAAGGGAAAACCUGCCUGAUUCCUCUGUGUUAGCUCCAGCUACUUUAAGAGGAGAUGAUUCCAUUAUUUCAAGUCCUGAUGUCACGGAUAUUGCACCAAGUAGAAAGAGGAGGCAGCGGAUGCAAAAGAAUCUUGGGACAGAACCUAAAAUGGCUUCUCAGGUACAUGGGCCUCAAGAAAAGGAGAAGCUUGAUCCUUCACCACCUGAGACGUCAAAAAAGGAGCACAGCUCAGCUGAAAACAUGUCUUUAGAAACUCUAAGAAACAGUAGUUCAGAAGACCUCUUUGAUGAGAUUUAACUGUCUCAAAAAGGUACUUUGAUGUUCACUAGACUAUGUUUUCUGUUCAUUUCUUUAAACUAAAAAAGCAAGAUUUCAACUCAGCAGCAGCUAUUACUGUACCUUACAAUUUAAUUACAUACACACUGAAUUGAAACCAUUGUGCAAAAUGGAUUAUACAUGUAUAUGAAGAUGUGAUUUGAUGACAGUGGUACAUUAUUCUAAACUAUUCAUUCACAUGCCUAUAAUUACAUAAAACCUCAGACUUUUUAUUGCAAAGGACACAUUUAUCUUAUUUAAUUCACACAUAUUAUAUGUGGUAGCUGUCUAACAUCCUGUCUAGGAAGAUUUUGGAAAUAGGACAAAGAAAAUGUCUACAGUUCAUUUUUGAAUAGUCAUAUUCUGAACAGUGAGCAUUUUAAUUUGUGAAGUGAUGUAUAAAAUUUAUUUUUAGUUUGUACACAAUCUCAAAACCUGAAGACAAAAUUGUUGAUGCAUUGAAGGUUUUGUGUUCCUAAUAAAAUA
Molecule: messenger RNA, 1591 nt
Organism: Odobenus rosmarus divergens (Pacific walrus)
Lineage: Eukaryota; Metazoa; Chordata; Mammalia; Carnivora; Odobenidae
Gene: XRCC4
Product: X-ray repair complementing defective repair in Chinese hamster cells 4
Exons: 8
Coding region: 86-1087 (333 amino acids)
Biological process (GO): double-strand break repair via nonhomologous end joining; response to X-ray; positive regulation of ligase activity
Cellular component (GO): nucleus; DNA-dependent protein kinase-DNA ligase 4 complex; DNA ligase IV complex
Molecular function (GO): DNA binding
Source: RefSeq, a predicted model, not a curated record